CCUGAGUGUGAACAUCAUCUCGGUUCCCCCACCCAGGUUGGAGGCAUCUCGGACACCAAUCAGAUCUUCGGCUUGAGCGAGACCGAACCCGGCUCCUUCCUGUAUUAUGCUCCCUUCGACGGCAUCCUGGGGCUGGCGUACCCCAGCAUUUCCUCCUCCGGGGCCACACCCGUAUUUGACAACAUCUGGAACCAGGGCCUGGUUUCUCAGGACCUCUUCUCUGUCUACCUGAGCGCCGAUGACCAGAGUGGCAGCGUGGUGAUAUUUGGUGGCAUUGACUCUUCUUACUACACUGGAAGUCUGAACUGGGUGCCUGUUUCUGUCGAGGGUUACUGGCAGAUCUCCGUGGACAGCAUCACCAUGAACGGAGAGGCCAUCGCCUGCGCUGAGGGCUGCCAGGCCAUUGUUGACACCGGCACCUCUCUGCUGACCGGCCCAACCAGCCCCAUUGCCAACAUCCAGAGCGACAUCGGAGCCAGCGAGAACUCAGACGGCGAGAUGGUAGUCAGCUGCUCAGCCAUCAGCAGCCUGCCCGACAUCGUCUUCACCAUCAACGGAGUCCAGUACCCUUUGCCACCCAGUGCCUACAUCCUGCAGAGCCAGGGCAGCUGCAUCAGCGGCUUCGAGGGCAUGGACGUCCCCACCGAAUCUGGAGAGCUUUGGAUCCUGGGUGAUGUCUUCAUCCGCCAGUACUUUACUGUCUUCGACAGGGCAAACAACCAGGUCGGCCUGGCUCCCGUGGCUUAAGCCCAAGUCUUUCCAGCCACCUCCCAGGAAGAUCCGACCUCCGUCCUGUGCCCACUUUAGAUGCAUCUAAUUCUCCUGACUGUCCUUCCCACGGGAGUGCGGAGGUCUUGGCCCUGUUCCCUGUCUUACCGAUAAUGUAGAAUAAAAACAUAACCUACUGAAACAGGUUUUGU
Messenger RNA from Chlorocebus sabaeus (green monkey), 920 nucleotides. The record is from RefSeq and is a predicted model, not a curated record. Lineage: Eukaryota; Metazoa; Chordata; Mammalia; Primates; Cercopithecidae.